Rangifer tarandus platyrhynchus (Svalbard reindeer) is the source of this 303-nucleotide messenger RNA. The record is from the annotation of a GenBank genome assembly. NCBI's taxonomy places the organism in Eukaryota, Metazoa, Chordata, Mammalia, Artiodactyla, Cervidae.
AUGCGCGGUGCCUUUGGAAAGCCCCAGGGCACAGUGGCCAGGGUCCACAUUGGCCAGGUCAUAAUGUCCAUCCGCACCAAGCUGCAGAACAAGGAGCAUGUGAUUGAAGCUCUCCGCCGGGCCAAGUUCAAGUUCCCUGGCCGUCAGAAGAUCCAUAUCUCCAAGAAGUGGGGAUUUACCAAGUUCAAUGCGGAUGAAUUUGAGAACAUGGUGGCAGAAAAGCGACUCAUCCCGGACGGCUGUGGGGUCACAUACGUCCCUAAUCGUGGUACCCUAGACAAAUGGCGGGCCCUGCACUCAUGA